Molecule: messenger RNA, 3578 nt
Organism: Osmerus eperlanus (European smelt)
Lineage: Eukaryota; Metazoa; Chordata; Actinopteri; Osmeriformes; Osmeridae
Gene: nod1
Product: nucleotide-binding oligomerization domain containing 1
Exons: 12
Coding region: 264-3107 (947 amino acids)
Biological process (GO): regulation of apoptotic process
Molecular function (GO): protein binding
Source: RefSeq, a predicted model, not a curated record
ACUUCCUCAAACCAUUCCUAAAGGUUAACGACUUCUUAACCAGUCACGACGAUUCCAUCCUACAGUUAUAUAUGUCAUUUGUUUAUUGCCAUACUGUAGCCGAGAUUAGAUGAGACCUGUGCCUAGGUACAGUGCCUAUAUCCGGAUUUUCAACUGUAGAAGUCAAAGCGAGCGAGCGAGAUUCAUACGCACUGAGACAGCGCCGACCACAACAAUGCUUAAAACGAGGGCUUAAAGAACACGUUACAGAAAUAAAACGAGAUAUGCGUGUGAAGGCAUGUGAGGCCACCGUGCCUCAACUGAUGUCUACCGUGCAGCUUCUCACGUGGAACCGCGAGCUCCUGGUCUCACAGGUGAAGAGCACGCAGUGCAUCCUGGACAACCUGCUGAAAAGCGGCUUCUUCUGCCAGGAGGACGUGGAGACGGUGCAGCCUGCUGUCACAAAGGCGGACCAGGUGCGUAAAAUCUUGGAGCUUGUCCAAAGCAAAGGAGAGCCGGCCUGCGAAUAUUUCUUAUACAUUCUCUACAAAGUUUACGACGCCUACAUCGACCUCCAGCCAUGGCUUCAGGAGAUCAACUAUCAGCCACCGGACUUCAUACAGGAGAUACCCGUGGUCAACACAGACCCUAUCAGUCGCUACUGUGAGAAGUUGAGGCACGAGCUGCGGCGGGACACCCGCUUCAUCGCCUCGUACUCCCAUAGGGAAGAGACGCUGCUGGAGGAGUUGUACACCGACACCCAGAUGGAGCUGCUGGACGGACACAACGAGAGCCUGGGCUACCUGGAGAGCCUGGAUCAGCUCCUGGGGGAGCGGGGGGUCUUCAACCCAGAGGCCGAGACAGUCUUCGUGACCGGGGACGCCGGUGUGGGCAAAUCCCUCCUCUUGCAGAAGGUCCAGAACCUGUGGUCGAAGAGAGAGCUACGGACGGACGUCAUGUUCUUCUUCAAGUUCCGCUGCAGGAUGUUCAGCACCUUCAAGAAGACGGACGAGAUCUCCCUCAGAGACCUGCUCUUCAAGCACAACUGCUACCCGGACCAGGACUUGGACAACGAGGUGUUCGGGUACAUCCUUCGCUUCCCGGAGAAGGUUCUCUUCACAUUUGAUGGCUACGACGAGGUCCAGGGGGAGCUGGAUCUGGUGAAUGUGCCGGAGGUGGUCUCGCCAGAGGAUAAGAGCCACCCUCUCCUGCUGCUCAUCAACCUGCUCUGUGGGAAGCUCCUCAAGGGCUCCCAGAAAGUCCUGACCGCUCGGACGGGGACAGAGGUCCUGGCAAAAGUGAUCCGCAAGCGGGUAGCUCUCCAGGGCUUCUCCCUGGCCCAGCUGAAGACCUACACGUCCCUGCACUUCAAGGAACAGGAGCACAGAGACCUGGUGUGGGUCCAGCUGGACGCCAGCCCCCACCUUUGCGGCCUGUGCUCCACCCCCCUGUUCUGCUGGAUCGUCUUCAAGAGCUUCAAGCACCUGCACACCGUGUACGACGACUUCCAGCUGCCCGAGACCUGCGUCACGCUCACCAACAUCUUCCUCCUGCUGUCCGAGGUCUUCCUCAGCCGCUCGGCGCUGCCGCCGGCGGGGAUGCUGAAGAGGAGCACCAGGUGCGCCGCCGAGACCUUCCAAGCCGGAUCGCGGCGGCUGGUGGCGUUCGCCAAGCUGGCCUUACUGGGCUUGGAGAGGGGAGGCUUCGUGUUCAGCCUGGAGGAAGCGGUGUCCUGUGGGCUGGCAGAAGCAGACUUGCACGUGGGCUUCCUCCGGCCAGUCGGUUGCUACGACGGGACCGGUUCCUCGGACGCGUUUGAGUUCCUCCACCUCACCUUGCAGUCCUUCCUGGCGGCCUUUUCCCUGGUGCUGGAGGAGCAGGCUGGGGUGAGCUCCACGCUGAGGUUCUUCACAAAGUGCAGCCGGAAGAAAGACACUCCCUGUUUACCGUGGGCCUCCUGUGUCCGGAGAUCCUCCAAGCCCAGAGGAACAGAUCCAUUCAAAACCAACGACCACUUGCAGUUCGCCAACCUCUUCCUCUGCGGGCUGCUGGCCAAGGCCAACGCAGGCCUGUUGGAGCACUUGGUGUCCCCAGCGUUGCUGGACAGGAAGCGCUCGAUCCUCAAGUCCUACCUUUCCACCAGCGUCAGGUGCCACCUGCGAGGCCUUCCUGUCCACACCACGGACAACGAGGGCAGCAAGGUGCACGUUCUGCCCAACUUCCUGUGGAUGCUCAGGUGCAUCUUCGAGACAGGAAGUAGAGAGGUGGCUCAGCUGACAGCCAAGGGCAUCACGGCGAGCUACAUCAAGCUGGGGUACUGCAACGUCUACUCUGGCGACUGCAGCGCCCUGAACUACGUGCUGCAGCACAGGAAGAAGAGGCUCGGCGUGGACAUGGACAACAACAACAUCAGCGAUUACGGAGUCAAGCAGCUGCGGCCCUCGCUCAGUACCAUGACUGUGGUGAGGUUGUGUGUCAAUCAGAUCUCCGACAGCAGCGUUGAGAUCCUGGCUGAGGAGCUGACCAAGCACAAAGUGGUGGAAGUUUUAGGACUCUACAAGAACCUCAUCACCGACGUGGGAGCUGAGCUGGUUGCUCAGAUGAUCGAGGAAUGUCCGAAACUACGAACAGUCAAGAUUGGCAGCAACAAGAUCACCAGUGUGGGAGGGACGUACCUGGCCCAGGCCAUCCAGAAGAGCUCCUGCAUUUUUGAUGUUGGGAUGUGGGGGAACACUAUAGGAGAUGAGGGAGCCGUGGCGUUUGCAGAGGCCUUGAGGCAUCACCCCAGCCUGACCAACCUGAGCCUCUCAGCCAAUGGCAUUACCUCAAGGGGGGGGAGGAGCCUGGCCCAAGCAUUGAAGGAAAACACGGUUCUCAGGAUCUUCUGGCUUGUGCAGAAUCAGCUGACUGAUGAUGUGGCACCAGACAUGGCAGAACUAAUCAAAGCCAAUACAGGACUCUCACACUUAUGGCUCAUCAACAACCAGCUGACUGUGGCGGGAAUGCAGAUCCUGUCUGAUGCCCUUCCCCACAACACGGCCCUCAAAGAGAUCUGUGUGAAGGGGAACAGCGUGAGCCAAGAGGAAGAGGCGUUGUUCAAGGAGCAGCCACGGCUCCGCUUCCACUGAGGGGAUGUGGCGAGCGUGGACUGAGCAUGCUCCGAGCGUGGACUGAGCACGCGCGGAGCGUGGACUGAGCACGAGCGGAGCGUGGACUGAGCAUGCUCCGAGCGUGGACUGAGCACGCGCGGAGCGUUGACUGAGCACGCUCGGAGCGUGGACUGAGCACGCUCGGAGCGUGGACUGAGCACGCUCCUAGCGUGGACUGAGCACGCUCCGAGCGUGGACUGAGCACGCUCCGAGCGUGGACUGAGCACGCGUGGAGCGUGGACUGAGCAUGCUCCGAGCGUGGACUGAGCACGCUCGGAGCGUGGACUGAGCACGAUCGGAGCGUGGACUGAGCACGCUCCGAGCGUGGACUGUGCGUGGACUGAGCAUGCUCCGAGGAGAGCCAGGGGACUGGAUGCAGUUCUGCUUUUUAAAUGAUCAUUGUUAUCAUUAUAUGUAUCAUUAAAGUAUAUGUGCCUGCAGUGCAGUCUG